Sardina pilchardus (European sardine) is the source of this 9409-nucleotide messenger RNA. RefSeq names its product SET domain containing 1A, histone lysine methyltransferase (gene setd1a). Gene Ontology annotation, molecular function: histone H3K4 methyltransferase activity; protein binding; RNA binding. Lineage: Eukaryota; Metazoa; Chordata; Actinopteri; Clupeiformes; Clupeidae. Gene Ontology annotation, cellular component: Set1C/COMPASS complex. Bases 33 to 7028 code for a protein of 2331 amino acids. The record is from RefSeq and is a predicted model, not a curated record. The transcript is spliced from 21 exons.
AUGGAGAGAACAGGCGAGGCUUCUGAAAUAGCAUGGAUCCAGACAAUGGGGCAGACCGUGCUCUCAGUCUGCAAUGGAAGAGCUACAAGCUUCUUCAGGACCCAACCAUAAGGAGGGUUGCCCAGAAAAUCUACAGAUACGAUGGAAUUCACUUCAGCGUUCCAGAUUCAGGUUUCCCACCGGUUGGGGAGUUACGUGACCCCCGACCACGCCGGAUCUGGUCUAGACACACUGACAUGGUGCUGCCAUUGCCGAAAUUUAAGCUGGAUGAAUACUAUGUGGGACCCAUCCCACUUAAGGAGGUGACUUUUGCUCGUCUCAAUGACAACAUCAAGGAGCCCUUUUUGGCGGAGAUGUGUGCCAAGUUUGGUGAGGUGGAGGAGAUGGAAAUCCUGUUCCAUCCGAAGACCAGGAAGCACCUUGGCCUUGCAAGGGUGCUGUUCACCAGCACUAGAGGAGCGAAGGAUACAGUCAAGCACCUGCACAACACCUCGGUCAUGGGCAACAUUGUCAAUGUCCAGCUUGACAUAAAAGGCCAGCAGAGAAUGAAGUACUAUGAUCUGAUAGUGAAUGGCUCCUACACCCCACAAACAGUACCCACUGGAGGAAAGGCCUUGAAUGAGAGGUUCCAGCCUCCUGCCCCCACCCAGCCAGACACGUCCUCAGAUAUUAGGCGGCGGCUUUCAACAGAACAGUUGACGAUGCCCGCUGGCGCACCCCCCGUUUCGUCUGGUAGCACCACACCGUGUUCUGCGGAUACAGGCUUUGGUGAUCAGCGUCUGGACAACACCCCAUCUUCCUUGGGCGGGCCCUACACCCCAGGUUCCACAUCCUCCCAGGGUGGAGGGACUCCCUACACCCCUCGCUCGGGGACCCCUUUCUCCCAAGAUUCCGGCUUUGGCGUUGGAAGGCACGGUGGUUUCAGUGCUGGUCCUAUGGGAAGCGGCUACCCUCCGCAGGACAUGCUGCCCUCGUCCUCCUGUUCCUCCUCAGCAGUCUCCUCCUCCUCGUCACUGGGCGGCUUCAAGGGCUCCCGCUACCACGACGACCCCCACAUGCCACCCCAGGAGCCCCCCAUGUUCCACCGAGGUCGCCCUGGCUACCCGCCGCCCUCCGCUCCCUUCCGACCCAACGAGCCUCCCUGUUACCCGCCUUUCGCCAACCCCGGCGGCCAUCACAUGCCCCUUCACCCGCCCAUGCCCCCUCCCUCGCAAGUCCCCCAGUACGAGCAGCAGCCGCCCAUGUUGGACAGAGACAGGGACAGAGACAGGGGUCCGGGGAGGGACAGGGACCGAGAUCGGGACCGCGAAAGGGACCGAGACCGAGACUCGGCUGGGCGCUACGGAGGCAUCAGCUCCCGCCGCGGCUCCUACCACAACCAGCAGGAACCCGCCGCCUCCUCUUCCUCCACCUCCACCUCCUCGGCCUCCUCCUCGGCCAAGUCCUCCCAUCAUUCCCACCACGGGCACCACGGGCACCACGGAGAGCGGCGGGCCAGCGAGGACCGGGAUCGGGGCUACCGGCGCGACAGCGUGGGCUCGCGCUCAGGGGACCACGGCCACCAGAGGCACCGCAACCACCACCACUCCCACAACCACCACGGGGCCAGCCGCCGGCGCGACAGCCGGGACCGCGAGCGCGACUGGGAGCGCGACGCGCCCGACUACGCCAGCAGUUCCGACCCGCGCUACGGCCACCCCAACUCCUCCUCAGGGCACCACCGCUCCUCCAACAGCCUGUCGCCUCCCUACUCGUCGUCGUCCUCCUCCGGCUCGGCGUCUAAAGACCAUCUCCCGCCCCCCCACCACGAACCCUCCAGCUCCUCUCGCCUGGACCCCGCGUCCUCUCGCCUCGGGGACCGGGGCCUGGGCAGCUCGUCGGACGGCGACUUCCGGCCCGUUCCACACCACACUCCCCUGCCGCCUCCUCCUCCGCCUCCUCCCCCGCCGUUGCCCCCGGCUUCGGUCAUCGCGGCGGCCGUGGCCGAGACUCUGGGCGCGCUAGACUUCGGUCAGGACAGUCCGGUGCGUGAGGAGCAAUGGACCAAACCCAAACGCCGUCCCAGCACGCCGCCCAUCCCUCCCCGCUCCCCUCCGCCCUCCUCCCCUCUCCAUCCGGCCGUGGCCUCUUCCUCCAGCUCGCCCUCUUCUACUUCCCUGCCUCACCACCUCCCCCCCUCCUCCUCCUCUGCCUCCCUCUCGCCUGCACUGCCCCAGCGCGACUCUUCCUCCCCCGAGCCGGACUCAACCAACGAGAGCCUGCCGUUCAUGCACCACAGCAGCAGCCUGGACUCGCGUAUCGAGAUGCUCCUCAAGGAGCAGAAGGCCAAGUUCUCCUUCCUGGCCUCCGACGAGGAGGAAGAGGAGGGCGAGGACAGGCCGAAGGGCUCGGCGGGUCCGCGAGACGCGUCGGGAGCGGGCACCGCGCCCGGCACGGAGGAGAGCAGGAGCAGGAAGUCCCGGGAGGAAGGUGGAGAGAGGGAGCGCCAGCGGAGGAGAGGAGAGACGGAUGAGACCCACGCGCGGAGGAAAGGAGAGCGAGAGCGCGACGGGCGCAGGCACCGCGGCCGCAAGCAGGGCCCCGAGGAAGCGGAGGAGACGAGGAAGAGCCCCGCGGUGAUCGCCGCGGCAACCCCAUCCUCGUCGACGGCGCAGAGCACUGUCUCGGAGUCGCCGCUGGUCCAGAGUAGCCUCCCCAAUGCCUACAGGCAGGACGAACCCGUGGACAGCAAGAAGAAGGGGGCACAUACGCCACCCACCUACAACGGGCAAACCCAGGCCUCCCCUCACUCCUCUGGGGAGGACAUGGAAAUCUCCGACGAGGAGGAGGAGAACCCCAUGGCCGCAGCCUCGGCCCUGUCGUCCUCCUCGUCGCCGACGGCCUCCUCGCAGUCGGCGCUGCCCGCUCAGACGCCGGACCCCUCGUCCUCGCCCCCGCCCUCCCUCUCGGACUCGGGCCAGCACUUCAGCUCGGCCAUGCCACCGCCCCCCAUCCCCUCGUACCCUCCGCACCUGCCCCCGCCGCCCCCGCCGGGCUUCUCCCUGCAGCCCCCUCCCCCGCCGGGCAUCCCGCCGCCGCUGCCGCCCAUGGAGCUGCACCCGGAGUACCCGCCGCCGCUGGGCCACCACCUGCCUUACGACUACGCCUCGUCCGUGGAGCUGAUGAGCCAGUACAGCGGCGGCGCGCCCAUGUCCUUCCAGAUGCAGACGCAGAUGCUCAGCCGGCUGCACCAGAUGCGCGCCACGGGCUCCUCCAACGGCACGGCGGCCCCCCCGCCCGGCGAGGCGCCACCCCCGGGGGCCUCCUACCACCUGCACAGCAUGCCCCCGCCGCCGCCGCACCACCCUUACAUGGACCAAGAGGGCGCGGCGGGCGCCCACUACGACCAGGACCACCGCUACAUGCCCCCUCACAUGCCCUACGCCUACCCGGACCCGCACACGGGCCAGCUGCCGCCCCCGCACCACCCGCACUCGCUGCCGCCGCCUCCGCCGCCCUCGGCCUGGCCUCCGCACGUGCUGCCCCAGCACUACCCCUCGCACUACCCGCCGCCGUUCGGGGUGCCGAGCGGCGCCGAGGGGGAGCAGUACGUGGCGGCGGCCGACCCGCAGGUGCCCAUGCUGGGCCAGAGCCCGCACGAGGCCACGGUGCAGCUGGUCAUGGCCUCGCUCAUCCAGGAGAUGAAGAACAUCAUGCAGAGGGACCUCAAGCGCAAGAUGGUGGAGAACAUCGCCUUCGGCACCUUCGACGAGUGGUGGGAGCGCAAGGAGAGGAAGGCCAAGCCCUUCCAGACCCCCAUGCGAGGUGUGGCGGUGCAGGAGGAGAAGAAGGAGGAGAAGCAGCAGACCAGCAGCCGACCGGUGCAGCCGCUCAUGUCCCUGGUGGACUGGGCCAAGAGCGGCGGCAUGGAGGGCUUCGCCCUGCGGGGGGCGCUCCGACUGCCUUCUUUCAAGGUAAAAAGGAAAGAACCGCAAGAGCUGGAUGAUGGCGGAGAGAUGAAGAUCAAGCGACCCUCCACACCGCCUGAUGAGGAAGAUGAAGACUCUUACCAGGGUAAAGUUGCGGACGGCGCCGGUGGCCGAGGGGACGGAGACGGCCGCGGCUCCGAGCGGGACAGCAGUAGGCGGCGGAAGAAGAGGACGAAGAGCAGGAAGGGCUUUGACCUGGACAGUGAAGGAGAGGAGACGUCCGAGGGCUCCUCCUCUGACAAGGAAGAUGAAGACAGCGACAAGGAAGAUGAGUCAGAUGAUGAGGCAGUCAGUGGUGACAGUGACGACGAAAGCCUCUCCUCUUCCUCGGAAACGUCCUCUUCCUCAUCACUAUCCUCGUCGUCAUCAUCCGAGGAUGAGGAAGAGGAGGAAGAGGGCGAGAGGGCCGGGGAGAGUGAAGGUCUGGACACCAUGGAUGAGUCCACCAUGGACAGCAUGGCUCUAGACUCUGAAAAGGAGAAUGAGAGUGACAGAGCACUUGUCAAUCAAUCAGCUACAGCCGCUGGCUCAGAGAUUAAAUCAGAAGUCACUCCAUUACCAAAGGACCAGCGGCCCCCCUCUCCACCCAUGCCUCCCCCACGCCCGUCCUCCCCGGUCCUCCUCCUCCCCCCGCUCAAGAAGCGCAGGAAGACCGUCUCCUUCUCCACGGACGAGUCCGACUUCAAGCCCCCCAGCGCCCCCCUGCCCCAGUCUCCCUCGGCCGCCGCUGCCCCCCAGGCCGCCCCGCUCCUCCCAGUCAAAGCACAACCCCCCGAGCCCUCGGCCAUCGCGCCGGCCGCCCCCGCCCUCGCCGCCACCGUCCCCGCAGCCUCCCCAAACAACAAAACCCCGCUGCUGCUCCCCUUCGCCUCGCGGCCGGGCGAGGCCAACGCACUGUCCCCGUCCCCGGGCCCCGCGGCCGUGCUCACCGUGCCGCCCCCGGUGCGCGCCCUGCGGCCCGAGGAGCCCAAGAAGCCACUCAGCGCCAAGCAGCGGCGCGCCGCGGCAGCCGCCGCCGCCAGAGACGCGCCCAAGCCCGCGCCCGUGUGCCGCACCGUCCAGAACCUGCCGCUGGACCAUGCGUCCAUGGUGCGCGUGGCCUACGAGGACCCGCCGCCCAGCCCCGUCAAGGGGCGCGGGCGCGGCCGGCCGCGCACCUCCAGCGUCUCGGCGCCCUCGGCCAGCCACCCGCCGCUGCUGGAGGAGGACGAGGACGAGGACGACGCGCUGGACGAGCGGGAGCGCGAGCAGCGGCUCCGGCUGCGGGAGCAGCUGGGCGCGUCCAGCCUGCUGCAGCUGGCCUCGGCGUCCACGCCCGACCUGGCCGUGCUGGCCGACGUGGCGCUCACGCUGGAGCCCGGCGACGGCGACUCGGAGGAGACGGAGACGUCGGACGAGGCCGAGGAGCACAAGCUGGAGGAGGACGACUUCCUGUUCUCGCCGCGGGGCCGCGCGCCCGCCCCGUCCGCCAUGCACCCCGAGGGCCUGCUGGCGCUCGCCGAGCACAACUACUUCCGGGCGCCCGUGGUGCCCCAGCCCUCGCCGACCCACGCCGCCCACCGGAAGGGCUCCGGCGGCAAGGCCGAGCCGGCCCUGCUCUUGCCCUCCGACCUCAACCACCACGCCAUCUCGAGCGUGCUGGAGGCGCCGGAGGAGGUCAUCGGGGAGGCCGCCAGCGCCGACCCGUACGGGCCCCUGGGACUGCUGUGCGAGGCCGGAGACGUGGCCGAGGCGAAGGCGGCGGCGCUCACCCCGCCGGGACCAGGGCCCAAGCGCAGGGGCCCCGCCGCGGCGCGGGAGACCGAGCUGGAGGCCGUGGUGCUGGGGAAGACCAAGAAGAGGAGGAGGAAAGACUCCGCAGAGCUGGAGACCGUUUCGCCCAAGAAGCAGAAGGAGAAGGAGACAAAAAAGCAGAAGAAGAGGAAGCUGGAGGAUGUGGAGCCGGAGGUGGACGUGGACGUGGAGCAGCUGGAGUCAGGCGAGCUCUCGGACUCGGACGACCUGUCCGACUCGGACGACGAGCUGUUCGGCCGCACCGCCGACGGCCAGCACGAGGAGCUGCGCAAGAGCGAGCGGCUCUUCCUGCAGGAGGCGGGCCUGACCCCCCAGCGGCGGCCCAAGCAGCACCAGCUCAUCCCGCGCAUGCCCUCGCCGCCCCCGCCACUGCCGCUCUCCUACGACCAGCGCAGCGAGUUCGAGCAGAUGACCAUCCUGUACGACAUCUGGAACUCGGGGCUGGACGGCGAGGACAUGCGACUGCUGAAGAGCACCUACGAGAAGCUCCUCCAGAACGACCAGAGCUCAGACUGGCUCAACGACACCCACUGGGUCCCCCACACUGUGACCAAUCUCCCGCACGCACGGCGCAAGAAGAAGGCGGUGGACGGACAGCUGAGGGAGCAUGUGACCGGCUGUGCCCGAAGCGAGGGCUACUAUGCCAUCAGCCGCAAGGAGAAGGAUGUCUACCUGGACCUAGACCUGCCCGAGUCCAUGCUGGAGAUGGACUACGACGUCACGGGUUCCAACCGCCUCCUCUCGGAGAGGCGCUCAGAGCAGCGGCGUCUCCUCAGUGCCAUCGGCACGCCGGCCGUCAUGGACUCCGACCUCCUCAAGCUCAACCAGCUCAAGUUCCGGAAGAAGAAGUUACGUUUUGGACGCAGUCGUAUCCACGAAUGGGGCCUGUUUGCCAUGGAGCCCAUUGCAGCGGACGAGAUGGUCAUAGAAUAUGUGGGCCAGAACAUCAGACAGAUGGUGGCUGAUAACCGCGAGAAGCGCUACGCUCAAGAGGGCAUCGGGAGCAGCUACCUGUUCAGGGUUGACCACGACACAAUCAUAGAUGCCACCAAGUGUGGAAACCUGGCUCGCUUCAUCAACCACUGCUGCACGCCCAACUGUUACGCAAAGGUGAUCACCAUCGAGUCGCAGAAGAAGAUUGUGAUCUACUCCAAGCAGCCCAUUGGCGUCAAUGAAGAGAUCACCUACGACUACAAGUUCCCCAUCGAGGAGAACAAGAUCCCCUGCCUGUGCGGGACAGAAAACUGCCGUGGAACUCUCAACUGAGAAGCCUCGUGGCUAGACGGACCCCAGUGCUCACACACACACACACACACACACACACACACACACACACACACACACACACACACACACACACACACACACACUCCUAUUCCUCCUGCCUGGUUAGCACUGCCUCGCAGCAUUCAGAUCCUAGGCCACCCCCUCCACCCCAGCUUCCAUAGUGACACCCUCUUCAACAACAGAGAAAAGAAAGAACGAAAAAGAAAAAAAAACACCGUUUCUCAUAUCCAGUGACUACAGGCUACCUAGCAGCUGGUUGAACUCUGCGCCGACUGUCUGACUUUCUUCACAAGCUAAGUCAAGCCGGCCAACUCCAAAGCAAACCUACAUGCCUAUGACCCUCAUAGAGACUUCUAGUCUGCUGCUCAAUGACUGGAAGUAGAACAUGGGAACACACACAGUCUCCCCCCCCCCCGGCUUACUGACAGUGUGUGUGCGCAGGCGCAGGCCUCUCACACAGAUCACUCUGAGAGUGGCUCUGCAGGAGCGGGUCGAUGAGUGGGCCGUGAUCCAAAAGCCGUAUUUGUUCAACACAAAUUUCAUCCGAAUUCCAGGUCCUGGAAUUUUCUCUUGCUGCAGUAUUGAAUGAGUUGUAUGUGUGUGUGUGUGUGUGUGUGUGUGUGUGUGCAUGAAUGAGCGAGAGAGAGUAAAUGUGUGGAAGAUGUUCAGGUCACAGUGUUCUUAUGCCCUUUUAGAGUUUUAUUUUUUAAUGUUUGACUGAGAGUCUGUGAGUUGAUGAUCAGGCCUUGUCUGAAAAGAUAAUGCUUCACAUCUCUCUUUUUUUCUUUCUUUCUGUCUCUCUCUCUCUUUCUCUUCCUCUCCCUCUCUAUCUCUAGUUCACUCACAUGUUCUGCGGCUCUGUUGCUGUCUGCCAGGACAAUGUUCAUACCGUUGGCAGAUGUUUCGUUUAGUUCCUUUCCUUAAGUGCUUAUACCUUCAAGCGCACAGCUGUCAGUUGGCAGAAUUGCAUAUUGCCAUUUAAAGGGCAUAUUGAGCUGGCUGCAUUCAAAGAUGGCCAUUUUAAAGAUGCAUUCUUAAAUAAUGCAAGACAUUGGAAGAGCUAGGUGGUUUCUGUUCAGAAUAAAGUUCGCAACAUUGUUCUUAGAUAAGGAUGAACUUUUCAGCACUAUAAGUAUUAUGCCUAUACUACAAGGCUUUUAAAGUUUGGUAUAAACUGUGAGAGCAGUGAAAGUGAUCGUGUGCCCAUCCUUAGCUGUGGCUUGUGAUUGGCAUGUUUCCGCUGCACAGUAUGCAGAGUUUGAUUUCUUGGCUCUGUCUUUGGUUUUAUUGUCGCCUAUUUCCCAUGGUGGUUAGAAUUGCUUCAGUUCACAUGACAUACCCAUACUACUCAGUACUCAACAUGUGAAAAACCAAACAAACUUUCACUUUAAGUGGAGAUCAAAAGGCAGUGAGAUGUGUGAUAAGUGCAGUAGGCUUUAUUUUUCUUUUUUUCCCUUUUCAGUGUUUAUUUUUACCAGAUUGGCAACCCUGUGAACUGAGAGAAUUGUUUUUAUGGCCUUUUUAAAACACUGGUGGUAGGUUAUUAGAAGAAAACAAAUCUAAUUAUACCUUUAAAUGGACCAAGUUUGACCCUCAUUUUAUCCCCUGUCCCCAAUUAAAGUGUGUGUGUUUGUGUGAAUGGGUGGUUGUGCUUUGAGAGAAUGUUUGCAAGAGAUUACCUUUGUAAAGGAGGCAAGGUUUUGUCUAAGAAUGACAUUUUAAAGAAUUUUCCCUGAAGUUAGGGGGAUUGGUUGUGCAGAAUUUUGUGUUCACCAAAUGCGACCCAGCUUGACCGGACUGAUCAUUCAGGCAGAAUGUUUAGUGCAACUGAUGGAACGGAAUGUCUGUGCUCAGGCCAAGUCACCAAGUGUGUCCAAAGUGGGUCGACUGUCAUUGACUUUAAUCUAAAUGUGUGUUACAGUUUUAUGUUUUUUUUUUAUUAUUAUUAUCCUGUCACGCGACCCUGUCAGCAUUCACUUACUCUGGCAAGAGGGAACCCUGUAAAAUAUUUCUAGGCUCUGCGGCAGCCUUUCAGUGCAAACUGACCCUCUGAGGUGAAAGUAAAAAAAAGCAUAAAGUCCACGAAAAACGUGUAAAUAUUGUAGAAGUGUUUGUUUCUCGUAGAAACACACGGGUUCCAGUUUGUAAAUAUGUCUUUCCUUUUUUCCCAACUUUCCCUGAGAGAGAGCGAGAAAAAAAUCUGUACAUACCUUUCACGUACCUUAUUUUUAUUGGGUUUUUUGUUUUUCUGUUGUUUUUCUCUCCUCCUAAUUUGAUUUUAUUAUUUUAAUAUUAUUUGCAAUAUUGCUCUUGUAUUAAUGCGUUGGACCCUUUAUUAAUGGUGUAUUAAAAUAUUUUUU